Molecule: messenger RNA, 1113 nt
Organism: Arabidopsis arenosa
Lineage: Eukaryota; Viridiplantae; Streptophyta; Magnoliopsida; Brassicales; Brassicaceae
Source: the annotation of a GenBank genome assembly
GGUGGAGUUGGUGAAAGUUGACCAGAGAUGGCGGCGGAGAAUGAGAGAAAAUCUCCUUCUGCAGUCUCCGAUAUGGGAGCUUGGGCAAUGAAUGUGAUAAGCUCCGUCGGAAUUAUCAUGGCGAAUAAACAACUAAUGUCUUCUUCUGGAUUCGCAUUUAGUUUCGCUACAACUCUCACCGGAUUCCACUUCGCUUUAACCGCAUUGGUCGGUAUGGUAUCGAACGCUACCGGAUUCUCUGCUUCGAAGCAUGUUCCUAUGUGGGAGCUUAUUUGGUUCUCCAUUGUUGCUAAUGUCUCUAUCGCUGCUAUGAAUUUCAGUCUCAUGCUCAAUUCCGUUGGCUUUUACCAAAUCUCGAAGCUGAGCAUGAUUCCUGUGGUGUGUGUUAUGGAAUGGAUUCUACACAGCAAGAGAUACUCCAGAGAAGUGAAAAUAUCUGUUGUGGUUGUUGUUGUUGGUGUUGGUAUUUGUACUGUGACUGAUGUUAAGGUUAAUGCCAAGGGAUUUAUUUGUGCUUGUGUUGCGAUUUUCUCGUCAUCAUUGCAGCAAAUUUUAAUAGGUUCCCUGCAGAAGAAAUAUUCAAUUGGGUCUUUUGAGUUGUUGAGUAAAACAGCGCCGAUUCAAGCUCUUUCGCUUCUUGUUGUUGGUCCUUUAGUUGAUUAUCUUCUUAGUGGGAAGUUCAUUAUGAACUACAAUAUGUCUUCCGGUUGCUUUCUAUUCAUCCUUCUCUCGUGUGCUCUAGCUGUGUUCUGCAACAUAAGCCAGUACCUUUGCAUCGGGCGUUUUUCAGCAGUAUCGUUCCAGGUUAUAGGUCACAUGAAAACGGUGUGCAUCCUCACGCUUGGAUGGCUCCUUUUUGAUUCUGCAAUGACUUUCAAAAACGUAGCGGGCAUGAUUGUUGCGAUUGUUGGGAUGGUAAUCUAUAGCUGGGCAAUGGAAUUGGAGAAACAGUCUAUUAUUGCAGCAAAGGCUUUGAACAGUGUGAAACACAGUUUAACAGAAGAAGAAUUUGAACUUUUGAAGGAAGGUGUAGAAACGACGCAAUCGAAAGAUGUUGAACUUGGCCGCACAAAAGCUUAGGCAGAUGGAUAGAAAGAAACAUAGUCUUCAGGU